CGUGCUGCUGUUGGUGUGCUUCGUUACGUUUGCUGGAACUUUUUUUCUCAUCCCCAUUUCAGCGCGCGUGUGUGUGUGUGUGUGCGAGUGAGGAUUCGAUUUAUUAAAUGCUUACCUUUUGGCUUGAAAAAGUGCAUCGGUCGGUGUUGUGGGGCCGCUGCGCAAAGAUGAUGAAUCGUUCUAAAGCGAUCGCCAAGCGUCCGAAACUGGAUUUACCAAACCGCCAAACAGCCGACCCUCGACUACCUUGCCACCCCGCCGACCCUCUGCCAACUCCAAGGUGUGCGUUGUUUUUCGACGCUGUUUGAAGCACCGUUUUGAUUUCGAGAAGAUGUGUUUAAAGCGCUGGCAGGAUCAUCUCGCGCGAAAUGCUCGAAACAGAUCCUUUGACUUUUGGAGGUCCGGUUUUUGCUGCCUGUCCGAACGCCAGCAAAACAAACGCUGGCCCGUUUUGUGCCCGCUUCUGGCUGCACUGGCCAGCCGGCGAUAGUCGCUGCCACUUCUAUCUAUCAAUAACCACUCCUAAUAACAGCAAUAAGGGCGCCGAAUGCCUGCGGGCGACUGCACAAACGCAGCCACCACUGGUUGAUGCGUGCACGAGAUGGACGAGCUGGGCUGCGACGGCCUCGCCAACGGGAACACUAAUUUCAACCUACUGAAAAAUCAGUCGAACUGCUUCCGUGGAGGAUUAUUAGCCACAGGCUCCUUGAGCUCCACAGAUUAUCUCUAGACGCGCUGCAGGACGAACGUGAAUUUGGCAAAGCAAAUUUGAGUUUCCCAAAGCAGCACACACAAAAAAACACUCUAGACAUGUCGCUGGUGAAGCUACGGACCGUUUUCUCAAUGAAAUGGCCCUCGUUCGCACCUGAGACCACAAGCGAAUGGGCAAAAGGAGCACAUUUUACAAUGCAAAUCGUUGUCUGCCCUGAAACGCACCCAUGAAUGAAUGGAUUAGCGUGACCGGAGCUACUAUUCGUUUGCGCUAUAGCAGUCCGUUCCAAAUUAUCCCUAAAUGAAGCGACCGCUUCCGGUGGUGUUCGCUAACGGUACGGACCAGUAUGUGCAAACCCUUAAAGCAACCCCUUAAAGCCUGGACAAAGGUAAAGAUUUAUUUAUCGGCUUACGAACCCGAUUGAUUGGCUGGUAAGUGAACGCGCCGCGAACAUUUGCCGCUGUUCGGCUUAACAUCUGUCCACUCGUCAUAGCCAAUCAUAAUAAUCGGCAAAAUAAACUGCUACUAAAUUUCAAUUCUCACUUCCACUGCAACGCAUCGACAUGUGCAAUGAUGCAAGAGGGCCUACGCGUUUUCAAUGCUAAUUUACAUCCUCUUUUAUCCGUGAGGGUGUUGCGAGACAAACUGUCUGCUCCGUUUUGCGGUGUAAAUGUUCCCCGAGGGCACUUGAUCAGAACCGGAACCGUCAGUUGCAUGAAUGAUCUAAUAAUUUCAAUCGUAUAGUCAACCAUCAGCUUAGGGAUUUAUUUCACCCCCUCUACAUGCCGUAUCGCUUGCCCGGCCAUAGGGGGAGAGCUUGCGGCUAAUACAAAUGUUCCGGCACAUUUGACCCGAGAUCACCGCGACGAAUCUAGUUACACAUUGAUUUUUGGAACAGGGAUUAAAGGGGACUUGUAGGGACACCUCGUAAUGUUCCUGCUGUAAGGGAAAACGUUCGCAACGUUCGCUCAAAAGAUUAACCAGAGAAGCGAGGAUGGACCGCGAGGGGAAAGGAAAAAUAUAAAUUUAUGUUUGUAGGUCAGGAAAAACAAAUCUCUCGCCCUCGCGGCCCUUCAGACCAAGCGCGUGAUUGUCGUGGGAUAUAGCUAGCGGGGAAGGAAAAUCCAUCCCUUAUAUGAUCGGAUUUUCAAACAGGGAGGUGAGCACAACAAAAAACCACCCCAAGCUAUGUCCUUUCGUUUCGGUGUAAAACGAAAGAAUGAGAGAGAUAUAGAGAUUCUCUGACUCAGGUAAAAGCGGGAAAAGAAUAGAGAAAACAAACGAAAGAAUGAGACAACCCGAUAUUCAACGACGAGAGCAUGUGAACUUCGAUAGCUUGCGUUUGCUCAGGCUUGUCAAACUUUUUUUUUCUUUAUUGUUUUUAAAUAUUUUUUUUACUAAUUAUACGUUAGUGAGUAGAACAUACAUUUAUAUCAGCUCCUACUAAGCUAAUAUUGUUGCAAUCUUCCAAAUCAUUAAAAGGUAGUUCUGCUUCGAGCCGAGUAUCUCUUUAAAGUAAAUGUUGGUACUAAAGGAAAUUGAAUAUUAUCAAUUGAAAAAUGAAGUUUAAUUAAAUAAAUGCAUUAAAUUAAAUAUUAAAUUGUUUUUGAAUUUUAACUAAAUUAAAUAAAUUAUCAAUAAAAAAAGAAUGAGUAGUUAAAAGUACAACUGUAUGUAUUAUAAAAUAGUUAUUGUUACAAAUACCAAUUUCGGGGUUUAAAGUUACAUGAAACAGGUCGAAGACAUAUAUUAACCGAUUUCGUAAUUUUUUUCAAAUAAUUAUAAGGUUUUGGUGGAACAAUACAAAUAUUUAAAAAAAAAAACGUAUCAAAUCAAAACCCUCACGGCACCGGUUCCCCUCAUUGAUGCCGGCAGCUCAGAGAGACAGUCGGUUUGACAGUCCUGCGCUACUCUUCUAACCCGAGCACCCGAGCUUUCUCGCUCUAACCGCCCCGAGCACCGGUUUUCGCCGCGGGUUGUAUUUCGCUCGGCAUUACUCGUUGUUCCGUCGAAGAGAAGGGUGCGUGUACGUGUCCGUCGCGUUCGUCCGUCGAAUAUAUCGCGUCAAGUGCACGGUAGAGAGAAAGAUCGCUUCGUUAGGUUGGAUUUAUUUAUUAGAACACGGGCGAGGCUUCCCUAACCAACGAAAUCUAAGCCAAGCUAUUGUUGCAGUGAGUUUGCCAAGAGCUGCCAAGAGCAACGCCAAGUGUCUCCAGGCCGGUCAGGUGCCGAACACCGUGUACAAUUGUGUGACGUGCAGUGUGUCUAGUGUAAGCCGGCUUACUUAGGCCUAGUGGAAAAGAAACGGUAGUGAAGCGUGUGACAAUAAUCCUUAUCGUAAUACGCUCAUUAAAUUUGAAUAUUUGUUGGUUCUCACGAGUGUGUCGGUGGAAGAAAGUGCUUUUCGUGCGACGUGAAAUUGGAGUUGUACCGGUGUAGAAUUAUCAUUCGGUGGAUUACGUUGAUAGUUGUGAAAAUUUAUUCCAGUUUGUGUGUCUUCCCUCACUACGACGAGCGCAAAAGAGGGCCAGUUAAUAAUUUCCCAAAUUCUGCCGCUAUACAGCAUCGCAUAAUCUCACGAAAGCUCCGAUUCCGCGGGAAGUGAUAAAGAUAGUAGAUUAAUUGCUUGAUCGCGCAUCUUCGAUCGCAGGAAACGCUGUGUGGUUUGGUGGUUGUUUGUGUGAAAAGUAAAAAAAAAGGAAGAACUACCCAUGCCCCUAGGGCUGUGCAAGAGGAAGGAAAAACAACAUAUUGUCCGCGUGUAGUUCCAAGUGUGGUGUGUUUUGUUGGCCUUACGUCUGUGGCCAAUUGGCUGUGCCAAGGGUAGAGCGAAAAUAAAAAAAGCGGGCCAGCAUAGCCAGCACGAGAUUUGCCGUCGGCAAAUUGGGGAUACCGAACCGAUCUCGCUGGGUCUGCUGCUGCUGCGAGACGAUCGUGAUUUGAUUUCCGUGAAUCGAGGUUUACUGCAAUGCUUGCUGGCUAAACCCUGUGUUCCCUUCCCAACGGUGUGUUGAUUAGCAUUCGACGCGCCCGCUGUUGGUUGAUUAGGCGCAUUGCCGGCAAACAAGUGCAAAACACUCACGUGCCGUUUUUAACGAGGAAAACUAAUUACUUGACGAGAUAGAUUUUCCCAGCUGAGCGAAAAAGAAAAUUCGUGUCAUUACACCUGUAAUUUCGCAGUGCCGGGUGGUAUUGAUGUGCCGAAUCCGUAUGUAUCUGUUUGAGUGUGUGGCAGCAAACUGCCAUUCCUGAAAGAAAGUGGGUACGCUAACAACAAACAAAAUCCAUCCAGCCCUAGUGGAGCACGCCCGGUAGCUAACCAAUUCAUGAUGACGAGUGCGUUAGUGUGCAAAUGUGACCCGAAAUGUUUCGCCCGGUGACGGUGCAAUUGUGAAAGGCCAGUUUUUUUUAAAUAGUGCGCACGCAAUCGGUGCAAGAGGCUUGCGAUUGAGCCAGUAGGCGGUGCAUUUCGACGGUGCAACGCGCACCCAGUUUGAAAGCAAUUUCCCCCAAAAAAAUAUGACGGGAGGCCCUCGGGGCGGCUGUAGCGCGUGAAAGUGAAUUAAAGUGAGAUCGCUGUUGAGUGUGUGUGCGUGUGUGUUUGUGUGUGCGCGGUGCUAGUGAUGAAAUAUCUUGCCACGCUCAGUGUCCUUGCAAGCACCUUCGAAGGAGUAACUAUAGCACCCGGUGAUACGCUCUCACUGGACAGGAACCCGAUCCGACUGAAAGCCAGUCGCGCCUGAUAAGCAGUAGCAGCGCGGCCGCCGACGCGAACUAGCGUGGCGUCUGGGGUACGCAGGAACAACGCGCAACAGUGCUACGCAGCGAAGCCGCGCAGGAAAACGGCGAAAAGAUGGGAAUCGGCGACCUCCGCUCGUGGACCAGCGUCGUCGUCGUUAUUCUCACCCUCAUCUCAAUGGUAUCGUCAUCCGGCUUCUUUGAACUGCAAAUACUGGAGAUUUCAAACACCAACAGUCAUCUACUGUCAGGAUACUGCUGCGGUUUGCCACCGGAGAAACGACAGACCCAAACGACAGGAUGUCCGGCAUGCGCGACAGCGUUCAGCUUGUGCCUGAAGGAGUACCAGGGAACGACGUCAAGCGUACAGCAACAGCAGCAGCAGCUGAAACAGCCGGCCGUAGCCGUGGAACCGCAACCGUCCGGCCUUUACGGCUGUGCGUUCGGUAACGCCAGCACGCCGGUGCUGGGUGGGUCGAGCUUCGUCCUGACCGAUCCGGAAGUCGGUGGCAUCACAUUACCCUUCACCUUUCGCUGGACGAAAUCGUUCACACUUAUCCUACAAGCUUUAGAUAUGUACAACGAGUCAUAUUCAAUUUCAGAGCGGCUCAUAGACGAAACAUCAUUUUCCGGCGUUAUUCUACCGUCGCACGAUUGGAAUACAUUAGAUCACAUAGGCAAGAGCGCACGAAUAACGUACCGUGUACGUGUGCAGUGCGCUGAUAACUAUUACAACACGACCUGUACGACGUUUUGUCGGCCCCGAAACGAUCAGUUCGGGCACUAUACCUGCGGCAAGCAGGGCAACAAAGUGUGUAUGCCGGGCUGGCAGGGAGCUAACUGUGAGAAAGCAAUCUGCAAGCCGGGAUGUGACCAAAUACACGGCAAAUGUGACCAGCCGGGCGAGUGCGAAUGCCGACCCGGAUGGCGUGGUCCACUGUGUAACGAGUGCAUGGUGUACCCGGGCUGCCGCCACGGCUACUGCAACGGAAGUGCAUGGCAGUGCAUCUGUGAUACGAACUGGGGUGGAAUCCUCUGCGAUCAAGAUCUCAACUACUGCGGCACGCACGAGCCGUGCAUGCACGGUGGCACGUGUGAAAACACGGCACCGGACCAGUACCGGUGCACGUGCGCCGAAGGACUCUCGGGCACCCGGUGCGAAAUCGUCGAGCAUCCGUGCGCGCCUCAACCGUGCAAAAAUGGCGGCACUUGUACGCUAACCGGAAACGACAAAUCGGCUGCCGUCGCUUCCUCCACCGUUGCUUCCAUCGUAGUGCGCGGGAUGCGCGGCAUGUCUUCGAUGGGCAAACCGUUCGGACGCAGUGCUGCCGGUACGGGCGGCGGUUCCUCCGCCGGUUCCGGCUCCGGUACGCUCGACUCGAAGGAUCAAGCCAAGUCGGGCUCCUCGUCGUCUUCCGCUGGGCUUCCGGCACCAUCCGCCGGUGGUCCCCAGCCAAUGAAAGAUUUCGUCUGUACCUGUGCACCCGGAUGGACGGGGCCGACUUGUGAAAUAAAUAUCGACGAAUGUGCCGAUGCACCGUGCCGAAACGGUGGCACUUGUAUCGAUCUGAUCGGCAAGUUUCGCUGCGAAUGUCCACCACAGUGGACCGGAGACACCUGCCAGAACGAUGUCGAUGAAUGCGAGUCGAACGUUGCGUCCGGCCUGGGACCCUGUAUAAAUGCGGAAUCGUGUCGCAAUCUGCCCGGUUCGUUCCAGUGCACCUGCCUGGAGGGUUGGGGCGGUCCGACCUGCGCCAAGAAUCUGGACGACUGCGUUGGCAAGUGCAAGAAUGGCGCCACCUGUAUCGAUCUGGUCAACGAUUACCAUUGCGCUUGCGCCGUUGGAUAUACAGGUCGCGAUUGCAGCACCGACAUCAACGAGUGUGCCAACUUUCCCUGCCGUAACGGUGGCGAAUGUGUCGACUUCAUCGGUAACUUCAAGUGCAUCUGCCCGCUCGGAUUUUCGGGCACGCUGUGCGAGGAGGCCAAAGAUCAUUGCGUAUCGUCACCGUGUAUCGAGGGUCAGUGUUUGAACACGCCGGGCGGCUACUACUGUCACUGUCCUCCCGGUCGCGCAGGCCGUCACUGCGAGUUUCCGCGAGUACCCUGCGAAAAGGGUGGUCCCUGUGCAAACGAAGCUGGCUGCACGAUGCCAACCAGCAACGAUACGGCGAUCUCCGGCGGCCCAAUCGUGGUACCGAUUCCGUGCAGCGGCCGCGGCAAAUGUGAGUCCGGCCCGAUGGGGACGAGCUGUGUCUGCCAAAGCGGAUUUACCGGGCCAUUCUGUCAGCAUAAUGUCAACGAGUGCACCUCGAACCCGUGCGCCAACAAUGGCAUUUGCAUCGACGGUGAGGGAGACUAUUCGUGCGAGUGUCAGCCGGGCUGGACGGGGAAAACGUGCACGGAGCGGGCGAUCCAGUGUCUGCCCGGCCAGUGCCUCAACGGGGGCUCCUGCAUACCGUCCCAGUUCGGGGGAGCUCCGCACUGUCGCUGCACGCUCGGCUGGGGCGGUCCGUUCUGCAGCGAACCGCUCGACCAGUGCCAGGGCCAACCGUGCCACAAUGGGGGGACCUGCGAGUCCGGACCGGGCUGGUUCCGGUGUCUCUGUGCGAAGGGGUUUUCCGGCCCCGACUGCCGCAUUAACGUGAACGAAUGUUCGCCCCAGCCGUGCCUGGGUGGGGCAACGUGCAAGGACGGCAUCGGAGGAUUCACCUGCAUCUGUCCGGUCGGGCGGCGUGGUGUGCGGUGUGAGAUUCUGCUCUCCGAUCCUUCGUCCGUGUGCUCAAACACGACCACCAACUCGCCGUACGAUCCACUGGUCAGCAGUGAUUCGCUCAGCAAACCGAAGGAUGGUGGUGCUGCUGCGUCACAAGCGCCAUCCGAUGAAACGAACUGCAAUUCGUGCAUCUGCGUGAACGGGAAACCGCGCUGCUCGAACCUUUGGUGCGGGUUGAACAACUGUCUAAACCGGAACCAGUCCAGCGGGGUCGGAUCGGGUUGCGAAAGCCACCAGGUGUGUGUGCCGACAUCGCAAGAAUCCUGCCUAACGCCACCGUGCCAACCGCGGGGUGAUUGCCGUACGUUUGAGCCAUCCAGACGGGUGGCGCCUCCUAAGAUACCGGCCCCGACCGACUGCUGGCCAAAUCAGGCUACGCUUGGAACGGCCUGUGCCCGCAUUUCGAUACUGCUCGAGUUGAACCGACUCGUCCGGGGCACCUCGGUGGACGGACUGUGCCAUCUGCUCCGGCUGCAGCUCGGCGAAAAGCUGAUCAAAAAUCCGUCCUUUGACGUGUCCGUCUUCAUAGUCGUACUGUGUGAUCUCAAAGCUGGAACCAACGACACGAUUGAAGUGACACUGUCAACCCCUACCGAUCCCGUCGGUGGUGCCUCGAGCCUAACGGAGGCGGUACGCCUGCUGGCGGAAAUACUCUCCCGCCAGCAGGGCGUCCAGAACGAUUCCUUCCAGACGGAUCUGGUCGAGGCCGCCCCGCUCACCUCGAUACUGGAGGUGAAGGUCGAAACGGCCCUGGUGAACGAGGGCAGCACCGGCUCCAACUACCUGAUCGCGGUCGGCUUUGGCAUCGCGAUCGUGGCCCUCUGUCUCGGUGCCGUCGUAGCGUUGCUCUGGCGCCAGAAGGUGCACUCGCACAGCGGCUCCGGCACGAACCUGUCGCCCCAUCUCGACCUGUCCCGCGGCAUGGACGAGGAAAAGUCCAACAAUCUGCAGAACGAGGAAAACUUUCGCCGCUACGCGAACCCGCUCAAGGCGAGCUCGAGUUCGCUGCGCGGCGCGAUGGAGCUGAGCUUAAACCCGGCGCCGGAGAUUAACCAGAUCGCCGGCCCCAGCUCGGUGCAUCACCGAUCGCAGCAGCUCUACCCGCCCUGCACGCCGGACGGCGCCGAGUUCGAGAAGGAUCCGGACAAGCAGAAGGCGGCCAACCGCAACUCGCACAUACUGCUGCACAAAACGCAGAACGCCGACAUCAUGACGAAAAACAUUGUCGGCGCGAUCGACAGCCAGCACAAAGACUUUGGCAAGCGAUCGAUCAACGAUCACACCGCAUCGUCGGCGGCGGCGAACGUGAGCGGCGUGGCCGCCAGCGGGACGCAGUCCGUCGGUGCGACCAGUGGGACAGUGGCGGCACACCCCGUGCCGGACGCCCCGGCCGCCGGCAGUACGCUGGCGCCCGAAUCGGACGUCCUGACGGUGCACGUGUAGGUGUGGCUGAUGGCCCGUGUCCAUCACGCUGCUACAAGCAAUCCUUAGCCUAAAUAGUAUCGCUCAAGAGCACACUGGAUGAUAAGGGGAGCACCAGAAGAUCGACAGUUCAUUAUUUUAUUAGCUUAUUUUUAUACAUGAGUAACUAAUUUAUUAUUCGCCAAUGCGCUUCGCUCGUUUGUUAACUGUCUGUCUCGUCUAUCUAGUGCUUUGUUGUACAUAGCUCUAUCCCCCAUUACACGAAGUAGAGCCGCAAUCGAAAGGAGGGCAAUCGCGGAACAUUUCCAUAUUCGGCGAUAUUCUUACGUUCGGACAUCCCUUAGGCAGGAGAGCAAAAACGCCCAUUUUUGUUGCUGUGCAAGUACACGUCAUCAACCGCAUUGCACUGCACGAGCUCGUACGCACAAUCCCGAGCUAGUUAGACGCUAGUGACGGCUUGUUAGCCAGCAAAUGUAAAAGAAAGGACGAUAGAGCAGGCUGUUGAACGAAUUCUCUUCUUCCGAAACACACGGUUUCAGAUUCUCACGCGAUCGAUUCCACACGCGUAUAUACUACACCGUAUGCCUUCUAGCUCAAGCAUUAUUUCCUACGAGCCGUACGAGUGGGGAAAACACUUCUGCCCCUCCUGUGUAGCAGUGUCCAACGAAGUGGCACAUCCUUUGCUUGGACAGAAGAGUUAAAUUGUAAUGUGAUAUUAAAUAAGGGAAUCCAGCGAGGGAUAGAGAGUUGUUUUUUUUUGUAUUUGUUCGCCUUUAGGGAUAGCAUUUAGGGCCAUCUAGAGAGUAGGUACGUGCGAAAAAGGGCCAACCCCAUUUUCUAACCUUUGCCCACAAAACACAAAUCUAGGCUCACGCGGUAGCGAUUCAACGCGAUCAGUCGGCAAGCGGUUGGCCAGUGACAUCCCCCAACGAUCACUAACGGCCAACUAUCUUCUGCCUGCCAUUAUGCCGUUUUUGUUUGUUUGAUCUGUUUUAUCGCGAAACCCCCGAACAAGGGCUCGGGAAAUUGUACAUGGGAGCGCUGGCAUACUAGUUAGGGCUAGGUUUUAGCGGAAUAAAUAGUUCCUUGUUUAGUGUUGUUUGUGAGUGUACAAUUAAGUAGCAAGCAGAGUAGGUUUAUACAUUAAGGGAAGUUGAGAGCGCAUUCCAGCAGCAGCAGCAGCAGUAGCAGAAGAAGAAGAAGCAGCAACAUGUACAUUAUUGCAAAACUCGAAAACAUUAACUCAAAACUAUGACAAAAUGUACUCAAUAUUAUUUAAAUGCGUAGCGUAGGGCAAAAUUGCAGAGGAAUAGAGAAAAAAGUGGAUCAAACGAACGAUUGUGUGCAGAUUGUGUAAAUAUUGUAAAAAAGACAACAAAGAUUUGUGAGCGAAACGACCAUAAAACAACGAAGGAAUCUCGUCAAAAUGCCGUCAAUUUUAAAAAAGUACACACAGUGCGGUAUGGUUUAAGGAACAAUCAAACGGCCAAUCCCGAUAGGAAGGAAGGAAGGUAAAACGUUUAGAAAAGAAAGUAGAGACAUCACACAAUAACACAACACAUUCCAUUUUAACGACAAACAAACGGUCACGAAUGCGUACGUGGCCCGCCCAGCGUCAUACGAUCGGUAGUACAUAGUACUUAAAGCUUAAGACGUCUCAGUCCCCACUUUCCGGAAGGGGGGCUAGCAGACUCGUUAUUACAUUUCAUCUGUUCAUCGUUUCAUUAUCGUUCAUCCUCUCAUGCAAACGGCAUCACAAACAAGUAGCAAAACAAACAAACAAACGAUCAGCACUAGGAAGAAGCAUCAGGCAAUCCGAGGUAACGUGAGAAGCAAAUGGGCACACAAGGAUGUGCAGAAAACAGGAAGCAAUAAACAUAUUAUGAAAUUGAAAAUUCAAA
This is a messenger RNA of Anopheles gambiae (African malaria mosquito), 10549 nucleotides long. It is a transcript of the gene Ser, whose product is annotated as protein serrate. Gene Ontology annotation, molecular function: Notch binding; calcium ion binding. Gene Ontology annotation, cellular component: protein-containing complex; plasma membrane. The transcript has 19 exons. NCBI's taxonomy places the organism in Eukaryota, Metazoa, Arthropoda, Insecta, Diptera, Culicidae. Gene Ontology annotation, biological process: establishment or maintenance of epithelial cell apical/basal polarity; Notch signaling pathway; heterophilic cell-cell adhesion. Bases 4566 to 8669 code for a protein of 1367 amino acids. The record is from RefSeq and is a predicted model, not a curated record.